Molecule: messenger RNA, 2610 nt
Organism: Conger conger (European conger)
Lineage: Eukaryota; Metazoa; Chordata; Actinopteri; Anguilliformes; Congridae
Exons: 7
Coding region: 370-1524 (384 amino acids)
Source: RefSeq, a predicted model, not a curated record
GCAACUUUUCACACCAAAAGGAUGCUGUAAUUCCUAGCCAUGGGUCUCAUUCCAUUCGUUUAUUUUAUCCGUGAUCUGUCCUCGCCUCCUCGAUUCUACUGACUGAACUGAAUUAUAUAUUCAUGUCUAUGAUAUGAUUAUACUUGCUUGACCGGAAAUCGAUGGAGGUCCGCCAUCUUUAAGGACAUUCCGAUUGUAAGAGCAAGCAAGCUAGCGGAGGGACGAGGAGGUUUCAGCGAGGGUACUCCACAGCUGCGGUCUUUACAGAAGUAUUUUUUCUGUCGGGACGUGUGGCAUAUAAAUGAUCAAGCUACUUCUCCAAAUCUGUCCAAGUUUGAAACAUGGCAGGAACUCUCCAAUAUAAAUGUAAUGCCAUUUCUUACAGGGACAGACAAGGAAACUGCCAGGCUCAUUCGACUGAGGUUUGAAAACAAUCACCUCUUCACGGGGAAGAAGUAUACAACCAAAAAAGCUUGGGAGGAAAUUCUUCAGAAGAUGGGCCUGCAGGGCCAUGUCAGCCGCAUACAAGCCACAAGGAAGUGGGAAACUCUGAAGCGGAAAUAUAAGGAACUCCUAUUCUCUGCUACAGGCACAGGGCCAGUCGGGGGAGAGGCCACAGCAGCCACAUGGCCGUGGUUUACUGCAAUGCACGAGGCCUUCGGGGGAGAACCUAUCGAUCUUCCUGUCCAGAUGGACUCGUGUGCUGCAGAAAAGCCGACACAUGUGGCUGAUGAGGCCUUGGAUGCUAGUUGCUCAUCUCCUCAUGGAUCCGUGGCGGCCGCUUGUAGCCAGGCGUGUGUAGUGGAGGUGGAGAAUGAGGACGACGACACAGAGCCUUUUUUUCACCCCUGGACACAACUGGAAACCAGUACACUCAUUCGGCUGAGGUCUGAAAGUGAUCACCUCUUCACAGGGAGGAAGCACACGGCCAAAAAAGCUUGGGAGCUAAUUCUUCAGCAGAUGGGUCUGCAGGCCCAGGUGAGCCCUGCACAAGUUUCAAAAAAGUGGGACAAUAUGAAGCGUAAAUAUAAGAUACUCCGAAGCUCUGCUACUGGGACGGGGACAGACAGCGGAGAGCCCACAGCAUCCACUUGGCGAUGGUUUAAUGCAAUGCAUGCGGCUGUUGGUGGGGGGCAAUACAUCUACCCACCUGUGUUGAUGGACUCGUGCGUUGCAGAAAACCCGGCACGUGUGGGGGAUGAGGCCUUGGAUGAGAGUGGCUCAUCUCCUGAUUCUUUGGAGGCCACUUAUAGCAUGGUGUGUGUGGAGGUGGAAGGGGAGGAGGUGGGGGACGACGAAGACUACGAGGAGGCACACCCUUACUCAAGUAGCCUCAGGCAGGAGGACUGUGAGCCAUGCACCUCUGCCUGUCCGCCAUCCCCCAAAAGGAGAAGGACCUGUCAGGGAGACAUUCUCCAGUUCCUGAAGGAGGAGGCCACCAAAGAGGAAGAGCGUUUCAGGGCCGCGCUGGAGAGCACAAAUAGAUUCCUGGACCUUUUCGAGAGAUUGGUCAACAAACUGUAAAUAGUAUUACUUGUAUGUAGUUCACUCAGUUCCACCGGACACUAAUGUGGAGCAGUGAUCUCACCUGUCUGCUUAAUUCCCCCAUCACUGGACACUGUGGACCCACACCACUGCCACAGACAUCCUCCAAGGGCUUACAGAUGUCCUCUACUGUCAGGCAGAUGUUAUGGUUGAGGUUCCUCAACACCUUUGUGGGGAAUCUUGGCUCCGUCCAUGACACCAGACACCAGAGUCUUGAAGGGGAGCAGGAUCUACAAAGUCAUGCUCAACAAUUGCACAACCAAAUGCCUGCUCGUUUACGAAACAAGCCAGUUUUAAUGUGCCCUUAUUUUGACUUACUCUUACCAUUCAGCCCUAUGUGGAUGUGGGGUGGCCUGUAGCGUAGUGGUUAAGGUAAAUGACUGGGACCCGCAAGGUCGGUGGUUCAAUCCCCGGUGUAGCCACAAUAAGAUCUGCACAGCUGUUGGGUCCUUGAGCAAGGCUCCUGGGGAGGAUUGUCUCCUGCUAAGUCUAAUCAACUGUACGUCGCUCUGGAUAAGAGCAUCUGCCAAAUGCCAUUAAUGUAAUGUUAAGAGCCUCUUUAUAGGUCCUGCUGUUCUGUAAGACUCUUGUCUUUGACAGAGCCAUGAUAUCCGACAAAGGUAUUGAGGAACCUGCACUUCCUAUCAUGUACUUCCUGCAUCUGUAUGGAUGGGAAGAGGAUUGAGACUACUGAGGUAGCCCUGGCUGCUGGGUCCAGAGGCGUUGGCCUACUGGGCAGGCUUGGCCAACAGUGGGAAGCUAAAUGACCUCUUGGCAAAGGGCAGCAAUCGGGUAUACUCAAAUGUGGUCCAGUUGCCCACGGUGGUCCCGGCUCACCACACUGUCGGAAAAACCCUGUGCAAGUCAGUACACAAUUGUCAGGAUUGUUAUGUGGUGUGGCCAGCCACGUCUCCCCUGGCAGUACCUGGAUGAGAUAGUCUGCCAAGAGGUUCUGGUGUCCAUUAACAUAGAGCUGCAGGACUGGCACAGUGCCAUUUAUUUGUAUAUAAUUCCUUGAAUUCCGUGAAUUGUCAGCCUACAAAAUAAAUAAUUGAAAAACGUGAA